AUGCUGAGCAAGCGACUAAAGAGAAAGCGGGAGGAAGAGGAGGAGGAGGAAGAAGAGAAGGAAGUCCUUUCUGUGGACUCCUGGUGGUUGGAUCAAAGCCACCCAGCUGUGGCGCAGACCCCUCCGGCCGUGGCUUCCAGCUCGCUCUUCGACCUCUCGGUGCUCAAACUCCACCACAGCCUGCGCCAGAGCGAGCCGGACCUCCGGCACCUGGUGCUGGUGGUGAACACGCUGCGGCGCAUCCAGGCGUCCAUGGAACCUACUACGGCUGCCCUGCCAUCUGUGCCCGUGUCACCCCCGGCCCCCUCUGUGGCAGAUAGCCUUCUGGCUAGUUCAGACGCUGGCCUCUCAGCCUCCAUGGCCAGCCUUCUGGAAGAUCUGGACCAUAUUGAGGACCUGAACCAGGCCCCUCAACCCCAAGCUGAGGACGGGCCUCUGGGCCGGUGUGUAGCUGGUGUCCCAUCCACCCUGGGAUCCUUGGACUUGUUAGGCCCAGCCACUGGCUGUCUGCUGGACGAUGGACUGGAGGGUUUAUUUGAGGACAUUGAUACCUCCAUGUAUGACAGCGAACUCUGGGUACCGGCCUCUGAGGAUCUCAAACCUGGCCCUGAGAAUGGUCCAGCCAAGGAGGAAACCCCGGAGCUGGACGAGGCUGAGCUAGACUACCUCAUGGACGUACUAGUAGGCACACAGGCACUGGAGCGGCCGCCGGGGCCUGGGCGCUGACCUUUAGACCCCGGGAUGGUUGGCUGGCAUCUUGACUUGAGCCUGGUGGUUAGACCAAUCCACCUUGGCAUGCUACGGGUGGCUUUCCCUCACAUAAGAGGGCCAGGACCACUUUGGAGAGACAGUACUGAGUCCUGGG
Messenger RNA from Acomys russatus (golden spiny mouse), 865 nucleotides. RefSeq names its product SERTA domain containing 1 (gene Sertad1). Bases 1 to 726 code for a protein of 241 amino acids. Gene Ontology annotation, molecular function: transcription regulator activity. The transcript has a single exon. Lineage: Eukaryota; Metazoa; Chordata; Mammalia; Rodentia; Muridae. The record is from RefSeq and is a predicted model, not a curated record. Gene Ontology annotation, cellular component: nucleus.